CUAGGCGAACGCAAGUGCAAGUGGCUUUGCUCCAAAUUCAAAUUGACAAAUUUUAUUUGUAGGACAACAUGACCAUACUCCGUUACUAUGACGCGCAGGCGUUCGAUGCCGCCGAGGAGCAGCGCGUGCUGCAGCGUCUGAAGGCGUCGAAUCAGCAGCUGGUGUCAGUGCGCAUGGAGCGUUGCUAUCAUCUAGAGUACACGAAGCAGCAAAAGCAUGAGCUGUCCUUGGAACAGCUUAUGCGCUGGCUUAUCAAGCAGCCGCUGCAAACGGUUGACAGUUUGGGUGAGCGUCCCACAUUGCAGGCGCAGCAAGCGAAUCAGCUGCUGCUGGAGAUUGGACCACGCUUUAAUUUCUCCACGGCGUACUCAACCAACUGCGUUAAUAUAUUUCAAAACCUGGGCUACAGCGAGGUGCGACGCAUGGAGAGCUCAACGCGUUACCUGCUGAGCUUUGCAGGCAAUAAGCUGCCGUCUGGAGUGGAGCUCACUCAGUAUGCCACACAGCUUGGAGAUCGCAUGACCGAGUGCCCGUAUACGGCGGAGAAUACGCCCGUAGAAAGCUUUGAUGAGCAGCUGCCAUUGCAGCAGGCUGCCUGGCACUAUGUUCCAGUGCUGGAGCAAGGACGCUCAGCGCUGGAGCGUAUCAAUACCGAACUAGGCUUGGCCUUCACCGAAUUUGACUUGGACUAUUAUUACGAGCUGUUUGCCCAAACCUUGAAGCGUAAUCCCACUACGGUGGAGCUUUUCGACUGCGCUCAGAGCAACAGCGAGCAUUCCAGGCAUUGGUUCUUCCGCGGACGCAUGAUCCACGAUGGCAAGGAGCUGCCCAAGUCUCUCAUCAAGCUUAUCAUGGACACGCAAGCAAAUACAAAUCCAAAUAAUACAAUUAAAUUUAGUGAUAACAGCAGCGCCAUUGUGGGCUUUGAGCAUGAUGCUCUGCAGCCAAGUGUGGUGGGUGCGCCAAGCAAAAUGGAACUGCAGCGCAUGCAGUCGGAUCUUAUCUUUACUGCAGAGACGCAUAAUAUGCCCACAGCAGUGGCACCUUUCAGUGGUGCCACCACCGGCACGGGCGGCAGACUGCGCGAUGUCCAGGGCGUGGGCAGAGGUGGUCUGCCCAUAGCAGGCACAGCCGGCUACUGCGUGGGCGCGCUGCAUAUUCCAGGCUAUGCUCAGCCCUAUGAGCCCACUGGACUCAAGUAUCCCAGCUCAUUUGCGCCGCCGCUUCAAGUGCUCAUAGAGGCUAGCAAUGGCGCCUCCGAUUAUGGCAACAAAUUUGGUGAGCCGCUCAUAGCUGGCUUCACUGUAUCCUAUGGACUGCCCAAUGCUGCCGCUCCAAGCCAGCGUGAGGAGUUUGUCAAGCCUAUAAUGUUUAGCGGCGGCAUGGGCACAAUGCCAGCCAACAUGCGACAGAAGUUGGAUCCGCAACGUGGUCAGCUGCUAGCCAAGAUUGGUGGACCUGUUUAUCGCAUUGGCGUGGGCGGCGGUGCAGCCAGUUCGGUGGAAGUGCAGGGCUCUGGCGAUGCGGAGCUUGAUUUCAAUGCUGUACAGCGUGGUGAUGCCGAAAUGGAAAACAAACUGAAUCGCGUAGUGCGCGCCUGCUUGGAGUUGGGCGAUCGUAAUCCCAUAUUGGCUAUUCACGAUCAAGGCGCUGGCGGCAAUGGCAAUGUGCUGAAGGAGCUAGUCGAGCCGGGUUUUGCGGGUGCCAUAAUAUUCUCCAAGGAGUUUCAGCUGGGUGAUCCAACUAUAACUGCGCUGGAACUUUGGGGCGCCGAGUAUCAAGAAAACAAUGCCAUACUUUGUCAUCCGGAUCAGCGUGCGCUGCUGGAACGCAUUUGUGCACGUGAACGUUGCCCCAUUAGCUUUGUGGGCGUGGUUACUGGUGAUGGCAAGGUCACACUAGUGGAACAAGCAGCGCCAACAAAUAUGGCGCAAGCCCUGGAGCCACAAACACGUGCAAGUUAUGGACCUGCACCCUUUGAUUUGGAGUUGUGUCAUGUGCUGGGUGAUAUGCCCAAGCGCAGCUAUGUGCUAGAUGCCAUGCCUAAUCCGCUAAAGCAACUGCAGCUACCCAAGGCCUUGCAGUUAACUGAGGCUCUGGAGCGCGUGCUCAGUCUCGUAGCCGUGGGCAGCAAACGUUUCCUCACCAACAAGGUGGAUCGCUGUGUCAGCGGUUUGAUUGCCCAGCAGCAGUGUGUGGGUCCAUUGCAGGCGCCACUGUCGGAUUACGCGCUGACCACAGUGUCGCACUUUAGUCAUGCAGGCAUUGCUAGCUCCAUAGGCACGCAGCCCAUCAAAGGUCUGCUUAGUCCAGUGGCCAUGGCUCACAUGUGCGUUGCCGAAGCGCUGAGCAAUCUGGUCUUUGUCAAGAUUAGCGCGCUGGCGGACAUCAAGUGCUCAGGCAAUUGGAUGUGGGCAGCCAAACUGCCAGGCGAGGGCUACAAAAUGUAUGAAGCUUGCCAAGCGCUGAGUGAUCUUUUGCUGAAACUGCGCAUAGGCAUUGAUGGUGGCAAGGAUUCGCUGUCGAUGGCUGCCAAGCUGGAUGGUGAAGUCAUCAAGUCACCAGGCACGCUUGUGCUGUCCACCUAUGCACCCUGUCCGGAUGUGCGCGUGCGCGUUACUCCAGACCUAAAGGGACCAGCACUUGGUCGUGCAACUGCGCUGCUUUGGAUUACUACAGAGCGCAGUGCGCGCCUGGGUGGCUCAUCAUUGGCACAAGCUUAUGCUCAACAGGGCGAUUGCGUGCCGCAGCUGGAUCAGCCGCAGUUGCUGGUUAAGGCUUUCGAGUUGACGCAGCAGCUGUUGGCUGAAGGUUGCCUGCAUGCUGGACAUGAUGUGAGUGAUGGUGGCUUGCUAGUCUGCCUGCUAGAAAUGGCUAUAGGCGGUCUAAGUGGUCUGGAGCUGCAGCUGGAGCAGGCGCUGGCGGGCAUAGACAACUACGAUGCUUGCAGCAAGCAAGUGGCUUGGAUUGGUCGCGAUGUGGCGUUGCUUUUUGCUGAGGAGUGCGGCUGGGUGCUGGAGCUGGACCACGACAAGCUGCAGCAAGUGCGUGCGCGCUUUGAAAAAGCAGGCGUGCCAAAUUAUUAUUUGGGCCAGAGCGUCGGCUAUGGCUUGGACAAGGCACAGGUGCAUAUCAAGCGUGGCGCCGAAGUGCUGCUUAAUGAAUCUCUGCGCAAGCUCUACAAGCAAUGGGAACGCACCAGCUUUGAGCUGGAGAAGCUGCAGGCUUAUGUCGAAUGCGCGCAGUCUGAAUUUGACAGCCUGGACUAUCGUCAAGCGCCGCAGUACAAGAUGCCAGCGAAUCUUGAGGCGGAGCUCAAGCUGACACGCUGCUCCCAGACCAUACGCGUCGCUGUGCUGCGCGAGGAAGGCGUCAAUAGCGAACGCGAGAUGAUGGCCUGUCUGCUGCGCGCCAACUUCGAAGUGCAUGAUGUUACCAUGUCGGAUCUGCUAGCGGGCAGCACAACGUUGUCACAAUAUCGUGGGCUCAUCUUUCCGGGUGGCUUCAGCUAUGCUGACACCUUGGGCUCUGCCAAGGGCUGGGCUGCAAAUAUUUUGCACAGCAAACUGUUGCAGCCACAAUUUGAGGCAUUCAAGCAUCGGCAGGAUGUGUUCUCCUUGGGCAUUUGCAAUGGUUGCCAGCUAAUGACAAUGAUUGGCUUUGUGGGCAGCAGCAAGCAGCAUGAUUCGACGCCAUUGCAUCCGGAGUUGGCCUUGCUGCAUAAUCGCUCACAGCGCUUUGAGUGCCGCUGGUCUACGCUUAAGAUACCACCAAAUCGUUCUAUAAUGAUGCAGUCCAUGGAACAUCUGGUUCUGGGCUGUUGGGUAGCUCAUGGCGAGGGGCGCUUUGCUUUCCAGCACGAACAGCUGCUUGGCCAGCUGCAGGAGGAGCAAUUGAUUACGCUGCAGUAUGUCGAUGAUGCCGGCGUGCCCACCGAACUCUAUCCCAUGAAUCCCAAUGGCAGUCCCAAAGGCAUUGCAGGUCUCUGCUCAGCGGAUGGACGCCAUUUGGCGCUAAUGCCGCAUCCCGAGCGCUGUGGUGCCAUGUACCAGUGGCCUUAUGUGCCACCUGGUUACGUUGUGCCCAAAACUCUUGUCGAGAGUCCUUGGCAGCUCAUGUUUAACAACGCCUACAAAUGGUGUGCCAAACAAUCGAAAUAAUUUCCAACUGACUUCCUUAUUGCAUUCCUAGUAUACGCAACCCUUUUUUACUUUCCACUAAACAUUUUUUUACAUUUUUCGAAUUUAAAUUUAUAUACGA
Molecule: messenger RNA, 4260 nt
Organism: Drosophila busckii
Lineage: Eukaryota; Metazoa; Arthropoda; Insecta; Diptera; Drosophilidae
Gene: Pfas
Product: phosphoribosylformylglycinamidine synthase
Exons: 4
Coding region: 69-4160 (1363 amino acids)
Biological process (GO): 'de novo' IMP biosynthetic process
Molecular function (GO): phosphoribosylformylglycinamidine synthase activity
Source: RefSeq, a predicted model, not a curated record